AUGGCGCAUCCAUUUUCUAAUCUCUGUUUGAGGAAAUUCUUCGGCUCUGAUGCAGAUGAACCCAAAGUUCAACCGGCUGUUGCAGAUCUUGAGAUUCCGCUUUCAAAUGCAAGCACUCGAGAUUUGGAGGAAGGAAUCAAUGACCCAGACAACACGGAUGGAAACGUUCCCAGAGCAGAUGGAGGUAAAGAUGCUUGGCUGUUCUUAGCUGCAUGCUUUUUAUUCGAAGCAUUAAUCUGGGGAUUUCCGUUCGCUUUUGGAGUUUUCCAGACGUACUACUCUACUCACCCGCCCUUCGAUAAACAUGCAAACGAUAUAGCUAUUACAGGAACUUGUGCUACUGGAAUCAUGUAUCUUUUUGCACCCAUUUCCCUCUACGUUCUGGAGACGUUCCCGCCAACUCGCAGGCUAUCUUCAAUAUUGGGACUUGUUAUUGUAGUGAUAGCCCUAGUUGCAGCUAGUUUCGCUACAGAAGUUUGGCACCUCAUUGCUACUCAAGGAUUUCUAUAUGCUAUUGGGGGCAGCCUUUUGUACUCUCCAACAAUGUUCUAUCUCGAUCAAUGGUUCGUCAAGCGAAAGGGUCUCGCACUUGGUGUUAUGUGGUCAGGUGUGGGAACUUCAGGUCUCAUCUUCCCAUUUCUCCUGUCAUAUCUUGUCGAUCGAUGCGGAUUCCGCGGUACUCUUCGGAUUUGGGCUGCUAUCUUGUUCCUACUUUGUUGCCCAUUGAUCUAUUAUAUCAAACCCAGGAUUCCAACGAAGUUCUCUAGCCAACAACCAUCAAAACCAAGCUACACAUUCCUUAGGUCACCCAUAUUCUGGUUUCUGCAGAUAGCAAAUGUCUUGUCCUCACUUGGGUUCUUCGCACCUUCCAUUUAUCUUUCGUCGUAUAGCGCUUCGCUUUCAUUCUCUCCCGUGCUUGGAACUUCACUCAUCGCACUCCUGAAUUUCUUUUCCGUGAUCGGAGCCAUUUCACUAGGCCAUCUUUCGGAUGUCAGGCAUAUAACCACCGUCGUACUUCUCUCAUCUACUCUAUCUACUCUAUCUGUAUUUAUGCUAUGGGGCAUUUCAACCUCCCUUCCAUCUCUAAUUAUAUUUACCAUUAUCUAUGGAACUUUUGCAGGAGGGUGGAGUGCUAUCUGGGCAGGAAUGAUACGAGAGGUCCAACGCGCAGAUAGCAGCGCUGGUUUUGGUGUAUUGAUGGGUCUUUUUAGCGCAGGAAGAGGAGUGGGAAGCGUAGCAUGUGGACCAGUUACUGAAUGGCUCGUUCAGUAUGGAGGGCUUGGGAGUUUGGGAGGCGGUUAUGGCACUGAUUAUGGAGCGGUGAUAGUAUUCACCGGAGUAAGUGCUGCCUGCGGAUUGAUAGGGGUAGCUGCAAGGUUUUGGAAAGUGGAAAGAGCUUGA
Molecule: messenger RNA, 1401 nt
Organism: Botrytis deweyae
Lineage: Eukaryota; Fungi; Ascomycota; Leotiomycetes; Helotiales; Sclerotiniaceae
Exons: 5
Coding region: 1-1401 (466 amino acids)
Biological process (GO): transmembrane transport
Cellular component (GO): fungal-type vacuole membrane
Molecular function (GO): transmembrane transporter activity
Source: RefSeq, a predicted model, not a curated record